AUGGCUACAGAAAACGGAGCAGUUGAGCUGGGAAUCCAGAGCCUGUCAGCAGAACAGACACCUAAAGGUGCUGCAGGCGAUGGAACUCCAGCUUCAGAGAAAGACCCCAGCCCCCCAGCCACAGAGAAAGACCCGGGCCCCUCUAACACGAAGAAAGGCCCUGGUACUCCACACCCAAAGAAAGGUCCAGAUCCACCCUCCCUGAAGAAAGAUGCCAAAGCCCCUGCUCCAGAGGAAAAGGGUGACCUGGCUCUAGCCUCAGCCAGUGGCCAGGGCCCUUCAGGAGAGCGGGACGGGGACAGGGGUCCUGCUGAAGGCAGUGUGGGGCCUCCUGCAGCCUUGCCCCAGCCCUCUGCCACCCCUGAGGCCAGCGUCCAGAAUCAGGAUGCCAAGCAAGCACUCUCGGGCAAGCAGGGACCUGGAGAGCCCAAGGCGGGCGGGAAGGCAGCGGAGUGUCGAGAAGCGGGACGAAGAGGCUCACCUGCCUUUCUCCACAGCCCUAGCUGCCCUGCCGUCAUCUCAUGCUCUGAGAAGACACAGAUUGAGAAGCCCCUAAGCGAGACAACAGAACUCAUCUUCACAGGGGUGUCUGUGACCCCCAACUCCCAAGAUCCUGGGCCAGCCAAGGCAGAAGGCGGGACAAACACCCUGGAAGAGAACCAGACGGCAGAGGCAGAGAAAGCCCCAGGCCAGGCUGGCCAGGCUAAGGUGCAAGGGGACACCUCCCAGAGGAUCGAGUUCCAGGCUGUUCCCUCAGAGAGAGCGGAGGUGGGGCAGGCCCUCUGUCUCACUGCCAGGGAGGAAGACUGCUUCCAAAUUCUGGAUGACUGCCCGCCACCCCCGGCCCCCUUCCCACACAGGAUCGUGGAGCUGAGGACCGGAAAUGUCAGCAGUGAAUUCAGCAUGAACUCAAAGGAGUCCCUGGGAGGUGGGAAGUUUGGAGCUGUGUGCACCUGCACAGAGAAAGCCACGGGCCUCAAGCUGGCAGCCAAAGUCAUCAAGAAACAGACUCCCAAGGAUAAGGAAAUGGUGAUGCUGGAGAUCGAGGUCAUGAACCAGCUGAACCACCGCAAUCUGAUCCAGCUGUACUCAGCCAUUGAGACCUCACAUGAGAUCAUCCUGUUCAUGGAGUACAUCGAGGGCGGCGAGCUUUUUGAGAGGAUCGUGGAUGAGGACUACCAGCUGACCGAGGUGGAUACCAUGGUGUUCGUCAGGCAAAUCUGUGAUGGGAUCCUCUUCAUGCACAAGAUGAGAGUCCUGCACCUGGACCUCAAGCCAGAGAACAUCCUGUGUGUGAAUACCACUGGCCACUUGGUGAAGAUAAUUGACUUCGGGCUAGCACGGAGGUACAACCCCAACGAAAAACUGAAGGUGAAUUUUGGGACUCCGGAGUUCCUGUCGCCCGAGGUGGUGAAUUAUGACCAGAUCUCUGACAAGACUGACAUGUGGAGCCUGGGGGUGAUCACCUACAUGCUGCUGAGUGGUCUCUCCCCCUUCCUGGGAGAUGAUGACACAGAGACCCUAAACAAUGUCCUGUCUGCGAACUGGUACUUUGAUGAGGAGACCUUUGAGGCUGUGUCGGACGAGGCCAAAGAUUUUGUUUCCAAUCUCAUCAUGAAGGACCAGAGCGCCCGAAUGAGUGCGGAACAGUGCCUGGCCCACCCCUGGCUCAACAACCUGGCAGAGAAAGCCAAACGCUGCAACCGCCGUCUGAAGUCCCAGAUCCUGCUUAAGAAAUACCUUAUGAAGAGGCGCUGGAAGAAAAACUUCAUCGCUGUCAGCGCAGCCAAUCGCUUCAAGAAGAUCAGUAGCUCAGGGGCACUGAUGGCUCUGGGGGUCUGAGCCCCAGGAGCAGCUAAGCCUGGACGCAGCUGCACAGUGGUCAAGGCUGAAGCCACACAGCUCAGAAGGCCAGAGAGAGCCAGCCAGAUCUCUAGAGGAGGCUGGUCAGAGCAAAGCUGCACCAGGCCGGGAGGCUUGAGGCUCCCCAGGCCCUCGUUCAAUAUCUCUUCUCCUCUGUGAACGUGGAGUGUGGCCUGGAAUCCAUUGUGCUACCGUCUCCUCAGACAGGGCCGUGGCCCAUCAGCCCCACCCAGACUCCAAGGACGUCCAGGCCGUUCCCCAGCCUCUCCCUAGCUCCCUCCUUUGAACUGCUGCCCUGUAGCCUCUGCUUUGCCCCACCUGGGGCACCCUUGCCUGGAGUGGGAUGGCUGGGGGGUCCAGCAGGUGGGCUGCUGUGGUGGUGGAUGGGAAGCUUCUAGAAGGGUAAGAAUGCAGCCCAGCUGCUAGGGGAGGACAGAGUAGGCUUUGUGUGAGAGGACCUCCAUGCCCUGCCUCAGACACCCAACAGGUCAUCUGGCCUCCUGGCCCCCACCCACUGUUUUUGUGACCACCAACACACAGGAACUCCACGAGAGAAAGC
Messenger RNA from Arvicola amphibius (Eurasian water vole), 2422 nucleotides. It is a transcript of the gene Mylk2, whose product is annotated as myosin light chain kinase 2. Gene Ontology annotation, cellular component: cytoplasm; nucleus. The coding region runs from base 1 to 1842 and encodes 613 amino acids. The record is from RefSeq and is a predicted model, not a curated record. Gene Ontology annotation, molecular function: myosin light chain kinase activity; ATP binding. Gene Ontology annotation, biological process: protein phosphorylation; positive regulation of apoptotic process; intracellular signal transduction. Lineage: Eukaryota; Metazoa; Chordata; Mammalia; Rodentia; Cricetidae. The transcript has 13 exons.